CCCACAACCCACCAUGAGUUCAGGAACGUCUCUUGUUGGCUCAAACAAACCUACUUCUGAAACGCAUGGCAUGGGACCCAUGGCACUGCGAGUCCCCUUAUUAAUAAUAGUCAGCCCUACUGUCCCUUUGAAAUGUUUGCGUCUUUGAUCUCUCAAAAUGGCUGAUGCCAACUUCAGUACUUUGGAGGCCGUCAAUCCAGGAUACGAGCCAUUUCGGCAGGGCAAACCGCUUCCAACGGACUCUGGCAAACAGGUGGUAACAGAAGAAGCAGGAAAAUAUGUUGUACCUGUCGUCCCAUACAGCGAUGGCAUCGAAACCACUCCGGUCCAAAAGUAUCCAACGGAAGUGCAAUAUCAUGAACCACCUAUCUACGACAAACAACCAAAUGGAAGGAACCGUAAAUGGCUAUGGAUCGGAGGUGCCAUAUGCCUGAUUGUGGUUCUCGCAGCUGUUCUUGGUGGAGUGCUUGGGUCUAGGAAAAGCAGCAAGUCGUCAACAUCUACUCCAAGUUCUACGCCAUCGAGCAAUGCUACUUUACAACAUCAGAUUGCUGCUGUGGCAUUUCCAUCUAACGAUAUUAACAACACCCGAGUUUAUUAUCAAGCGAAUGACGGAACACUCGUGGAAGCUGCCAACUCGGCAAGUAACACGACAUGGGGUUUUACUUCGAUCGGGCAUCCAGAGAAACUUGACAGCUCUUUGGCUGCUGCAGUUUCAAGACCCGGUUUCCCUCUUGAAAUCAGUGUUUACUAUACCGACAACAACUACCUGCUGCAAGACAUAAUCUAUAACUCGACCACGAACGAAUGGAACUCAGGCACCAUUUCAGGGAGCAACUACAUAACACACCCCAAUUCCAGCCUGUCCGCGACGUACAAUCAAUGCCGUCGCUGUGCUAAUACAACUAUCGUGGCCUAUCAAGAUAUCAAUGGCUUUGUCCAGGUCGCCAAUUUGACCUCUUCUGGUUGGACUUUGACACAACUCAAAUUUGAUGCAUAUACUGGAACAGGACUGGCUUUACAACCUUUCUAUCGUGCAGGUUCGCAAGAUCAAAUCAACCUAUAUCACCAAACAUCGGAUCUCAACAUCACCCUCGGGAGUUGGGAUCCGACUCUUUCGAAUACUGGAGUCGAUGGCUGGUCGGACACUGAACAGGUGUAUAAUGUUGGCGUUGCAGGCACGCCACUUGCUGCAGCUUCGUCCUACACGAAUGUGACCUCAGGAUUUGAGUCAUGGAUUCAAAUGUUGCAGCUCUCAACCACUGGCAUUGAAGUUAAUACGUGGUCUGGAAAUAUCAACGACUGGCUAGACCAGUACAAUCAUCCUUCACCAAUGGCCAAUUCAAGCGUGAACGUUAAGGAGUAUGAUUCGAUAGCUGUGACCGCUAUCGGAAGUGCAUUUGCUGUUGUGAAGUCGUCGGGAAAUGACUCUAUACAAUCAUGGCAAGUCAGCGAUGAUCUUCUCGACUGGACUUCAACGGGAACGGUAGCAGUUUGGGCCUAGAAUGGUGCAUUCCGAAGUUUUGGGUGUUUUUCAUGUAGGUAAUUAUUGCAGCGAGAGGCGUUCUGGUCGCGGCUUGUCCACGAGCAAUGCAAAUUAAUUCCGU
This is a messenger RNA of Mollisia scopiformis, 1607 nucleotides long. RefSeq lists its product as uncharacterized. Lineage: Eukaryota; Fungi; Ascomycota; Leotiomycetes; Helotiales; Mollisiaceae. The record is from RefSeq and is a predicted model, not a curated record. Bases 158 to 1504 code for a protein of 448 amino acids. The transcript is spliced from 3 exons.